Nothoprocta perdicaria is the source of this 2119-nucleotide messenger RNA. It is a transcript of the gene CCDC174, whose product is annotated as coiled-coil domain containing 174. The transcript has 11 exons. The coding region runs from base 42 to 2054 and encodes 670 amino acids. Gene Ontology annotation, cellular component: nucleus. NCBI's taxonomy places the organism in Eukaryota, Metazoa, Chordata, Aves, Tinamiformes, Tinamidae. The record is from RefSeq and is a predicted model, not a curated record.
GCGCCGCGAAGCGCGGAGGCGCGCCGCUGGGCCCGGCUGCCAUGGACCGCAGGAAGAAGCCGCUGGACGUGGCCGCCUCCUCGUUGGUAGACCUCAAAGCAGAACUCUUCCGAAAGCAAGAAGAAUUCAAGAAAGAAAAGCUAUUGAAAGAUGCUGGCUUUCCCGCAAAGCCCAAAACCUCUAAUAAGAAACCAAGCAUAUGGAGCAAACAGAACGCAGGAGUUAAAAAUCGAUCUGAGAAAGAUAUUGAGCAGAAGACAGAAGAGGACCAAACAUUAGAUAAAUCAAGAAAGAAGCUAGAAGAGAAAGCAAAGCUAUAUGAGAAGAUGACAAAAGGCGAUUUUCCAGAUGAAGAAACUGAAGAUUUGUACCUUGUGGAUUUCACCCAGAAGAUCAUAGACAGACAGCGAGAAGUUCAUGAACUGGGUCAGGGUGAAGAUGCUACAAAGACUUCAGAAAAGGAGAUGGAUGAUGAAGAAACUCAACCUGAAAUGGAAAUACCACCGCCUGAGGAUCCAGACGAAGAAUGGGUUGAUUAUGUGGAUUCAUUAGGCAGAUCUAGACGUUGUAUGAAGAAGGAUUUGCCAAGUCUACUUAAAAUGGACCAGGAAAUUCAUGGGAAAAUAAUAAUUCCUGAUGGAAAUACCCUGUUAUCUGAAGACAUGAGAAGAGAACUUCAGAGGCAGCAGUGGGAAAGGGAAGAAGAAGAAGCCCUCAGGAAACCCAUGGGACCAAUACAUUAUGAAGACAUAAGAGAUAAUGAGGCCAGGCAGCUUGGUGUUGGUUACUUCGCCUUUUCUCGUGACAAAGAACUGAGACAUAAACAAAGGGUGACCCUAGAUAUGCUAAGAGAGCAGACACUUGAUCAGAGAAAUAAACGUGAACAGUUAAAAGAAAAAAGAAAGGCAGCUCUCGAAGCCAGACUAUCUAAACUUCGAGCACGGAAGGCUAAGAAGUUAAAGGAAGAUGGACUGGAGGAAGAGGGAGACCAGCUAGAGAGUGGAGAGGUUAAAGAUGCUACUGGCCCAGGACAAAGUGAACCAGAAGCUCCAAGAGUCACAUCAGCAAGUAGGAAGGUAGAGGUCAUCAUCCAGGAGAGGAGAGAUACAAAGCCUGGCGUGCCUUAUGUCCGAGAGUGGGAUAAAGGCAAAGAACUGAUUUUUGGACAAUGGUCCAAGAUAAAAGAAGAUCUCAGAGAUGACAGAGAUCCAGAAUUUGCACCACCUUCUGAUUACUUUAUGGGACAAAAGAAAAAUGAUAAUUAUAGCCAGAAUUUGAACAGUCCUGAAGCCUCCUCAGAAAAACAGGAGCAGGAGACAGCACAGAACCACCAGUUGCCAUCACAGCAGGUUGGUGAUAGCAGCACUGAAGAUGUGCCACCAUCGGCACAGGCCGGCAGCAGUGAUGCUCCAGGUAUGUCAGCAUCAGAGGCCCACGGCAGCGAGGCUGAAGAUGAAACUUCAUCAGAGGAGGAUGAUGGCUACGACGGUCAGGAUGCGCUGUUGUCAGCACAGGGUUACUGCUGCCACACUCAUCAGCUGCCACCAGCAAUGCAUGCUUAUGGCUACGGCGCUCACAACGUGCUGCCACCCAUGCAGGCUUACAGCUACGGCUCUCAUGAGGUGCCAAUGCAGGCCUACGGCUACGGUCCUCACGACAUGCUGCCACCAAUGCCAGCCUACUGCUACGGCGCGCAGGGCGCAAUGCCACCCAUGCAGGCCUAUGGCUACAGCGCUCCCGAGGUGCUGCCGCCAGCGCAGCCAUGCGGCUGUGACGGUCCCGAGGUGCUGCCACCAACAGAGCCGUGUGGCUGUGACGGUCCUGAGGUCCUGCCACCAACGCAGCCGUGUGGCUGUGACGGUCCUGAGGUCCUGCCACCAACGCAGCCGUGUGGCUGCGACGCUCCCGAGGUGGUGCCACCAACGCAGCCCCCCGGCUGUGACGCUCCCGAGGGAGCACCCGCGGCGCAGGCCUGCAGCAGUGGUGCUGAUGACCAGGAACCGCUUUACCAAAGUUUAGAUGAUAUGCUGUCAUACUACCGACAAGUGACUUGAACUGAGCAAAAGUACAAGUGAUUGAAUGAGUCAUCAUUUAAAGAACAUAAUUUAAAGAAUAAAAU